Messenger RNA from Salmo salar (Atlantic salmon), 1387 nucleotides. Its product is annotated as dysbindin. Lineage: Eukaryota; Metazoa; Chordata; Actinopteri; Salmoniformes; Salmonidae. Gene Ontology annotation, biological process: negative regulation of protein kinase activity. Gene Ontology annotation, cellular component: cytoplasm. The record is from RefSeq and is a predicted model, not a curated record.
CAUCCAAAUACUUUAGUUGACUGAGUGAGUACACUAAGGGAGAAGGGUCCUGCGUGUGCUUGAGAGAGCCAGUGACUUUCUUGGGAGUGCUUUGACUCUGUCUGUCUGUCCCAGGAGAGGAGGAGGGCGAUGAGCUGUCCUGCUAAAGCUCUGGAGGGCUGAUUGUUCCCCACCUCAUCGAAUCUCUGUGCCUGACUGUGUGAACUGACCCUCCAGUCUUCCUCAACAGCACAUCUUAUCUGAUUCUGCAGCUCUCUGUCCGAAGCUGCCAGCACCAUGAGCUCAUCUGGAGCAAACCUCCACAACAAGCGUCUACCCUGGUGUCAUGUCCUUCCACCUGGAACAAGCAGACAAGGGGGAAGAAAUUAACCUCACUACUCAAAUUUCAGUGCUGAUUCAAGUUGCUGAAGCGGAGACCGAGCAUGCUCAGAGGGUCCCAGGAAUGGACGUAGCCCAGCAGAUGAAACUGAGAGAGCGACAGCGCUUCUUUGAGGAGGUCUUUCAGCACGAUGUGGAUGUCUACCUGUCCUCUGCCCACUUGCAGAUUCAUGACUAUAAGAGACCUCCCAUUGGCAGUGUCUCGUCCAUGGAGGUUAAUGUGGACAUGCUGGAGCAGAUGGACCUCAUGGACAUCUCUGACCAGGAAGCACUGGAUGUCUUCCUCGGCUCUGGGGGGGAUGAGGGGGUGCUGGCCUCCCCUCUGCCAGGUAAAGUAGUUCAUGGCAACAACAACAACGAUAAGGUAAUCAACCAGGGACGCUCUCUCCUCUACACUGACGGUUGUGAUGGGAAGUUCCGAAUGUCCUCCACCUCCUCCACUAACAGCCAGAACACCAAUGAGGACAGACGGGACACCCAAGUCGUCCAAUCAGAUGAUGAAGAUGUGCAUGUCGACACAGUCUUGCUGAUGGGAUCACCCCCAGGGAAAGAUGAGGAGAAGGAUCAGUCUAUCCUCUCUUCUUAGGCGCCUUCCUUCACUUUCAAUAUUCAGUAACAUUUUGGACUUACUGAUUCUUACAAGUAUCACUUAAACUGGACACUCACAAACAGAUGUCUUCCAUCGACUGGCAAGGCAACUGACACUUUCCACAGCCUUUUCUUUACUCUUCAUUUUGUUUUGCCUGAACUGUACAUAAAAAGCCAAAUCUUCUCCAAGCUUGCUUAUCUCCAUUUAUACUUCUGGCAUGUAGACGACAGGACAUUUCUUUGUAUUUCCUCAUUUAGCAUCCUAUUACGAUCUGGCAAUGUGUGGUACUCUUUUGGGAAGGACAUUUUUGUGUGUAAGCAUGCUUUACUAUACUACAGAUCAGAACAACUGAGUGUUAGUAAAAAGUACGAUUCUGUAUUAACCAGGUUGAAAUAAAGGUUGAAUAAUUUCUAAAAUAAA